This is a messenger RNA of Mytilinidion resinicola, 1356 nucleotides long. RefSeq lists its product as uncharacterized. The transcript is spliced from 3 exons. Bases 1 to 1320 code for a protein of 439 amino acids. NCBI's taxonomy places the organism in Eukaryota, Fungi, Ascomycota, Dothideomycetes, Mytilinidiales, Mytilinidiaceae. The record is from RefSeq and is a predicted model, not a curated record.
AUGUUUAGGGUGAAGCGGUAUUCGCUAGCAACUGCGCUCCAGAGAAGGUGUUCAGAAUCGUCAAAGCCGGGACGAGGGAAUGUUCACAAUGAGAAAGUGUUUAUCGCUGCUGCCUUGUACGACCCUGGAGGAGACCUAGUCGGAGGAGAUUGGGGUAACGCAGUCUUGAAGCUGGUGGAGCUUCUAGGGCCAGAAAACGUUCAUUUGAGCGUGUAUGAGAACGAUGCCGAUCCUUCCGCAAAUACAGCUCUUGAUACCUUCCGAGACAAACUUAGUUGCAAUAUCUCUCUCACUUCAGAGCAUCUUCCCCUUGGAGAUAUUCCCCGCGUCACGAUACCAACUGGUGAGAGGCGAAUGAAACGUAUCGCGUUUCUUGCAGAGGUCAGAAAUCGAGCACUACGCCCGCUCAUAGCUACAGCCAGUCCUUCAGUACAUUAUGACAGGCUUCUGUUUGUCAACGACGUAGUAUUCAAUCCAAUCGACGCUGUCCAUCUACUAUUCUCUACAAACAUUGACACGUCUGGCCGCGCGCAAUACGGUGCGGUGUGCGCAGUGGACUUUAUCAAUGCCUUCAAAUUCUAUGAUCGGUUUGCGACUAGAGAUUUUGAAGGAUAUGCGAUGGGGAUACCUUUUUUCCCAUGGUUUACUGACGCUGGCGAUGGAAUAAGUAGGCAGGAUGUUUUGGACCAAAAGGAUGCAGUUCGAGUGCGUGCCUGUUGGGGAGGUAUGACAGCCUUUGAAGCGAAAUGGUUCCUAGAGACCCAACCCCGGAGAAACUCUCCUGGUGAACCAGACCAGAACCCUUCAGCCGACCUCAAUGUAUCACCACUCCGCUUCCGCUACGAAAAAGACCCUUUCUGGGACGCGUCUGAAUGCUGCCUUAUUCAGGCAGAUCUCACUUAUCUUCGGCAUGGCCGCAAUAUUACGACAGAAUCUGGUAUCUUCACCAAUCCCUUCAUCCGCGUUGCUUAUGAUUCGCGAACUCUUAGCUGGCUUCCUUUCACGCGUCGAGCGGAACGUCUAUACUCCUUUGUGCACAACGCACUCAACCAUCUGAUCGGCAUGCCUUAUCGAAAUCCACGGAGACUAGAACACCCUGGGGACGAGGUGGUUGAGAAAGUCUGGAGAUGGGAUACUACAGGGAAGGGACCUGCGCAGGAUGAAUCCGAUAGCAGUCUCACCGGAUCAUACCAUGAUGUUAAGCGGGUGGCUGGUCCUGGACGCUUCUGUGGAAGUAGGGCGCUACUGGUAUUGAACGAAGAUCCCAAACCAGGGGAGAAGAAGUGGAAGAGCGUUCCACUUCCUGCACCACCUAAAUGAGAGCCUUCCUAUGGACAUGCAGUGUCUGAUGUGGAC